CUGCUGCUCAAUGUACACGCACCUUAACCCACUCAAGCCUGCGACGAUGCUCCUGGGUCCAGUUGUUGCUCUCUCCGGUAUCCUGGUUGUCCUUGCCCUUUGUGCUGAAGCCUUUCCUCCACAGGCUGAUGGCUAUGUGGAUGUUGGCAAUGCUUCUGCAGUUAAGUCUGUUGUCUGGCACAUUGUUCUGUUGAAGGUGAUCGCAAAUGGCCUGUCCGGUCUGGGUGGUGGAAUUGUAGGAGACGGCAGACGGAUCGUAGAUGGACAUCUUGCCCUGGUAGAUGUAGGCGACGACGUCGUGCCAGUCAGCUUGGCCGCUGGCAUGAGCCUGCUUUGCUUUCGCUCGUACGGACUAUAAGGCGCAAGGUAGGACGGUGGCGCCCGAGUUGCAGGGCAUCAGGACGAUGAACAUCGACAAUCGGGCGGUUCCCAG
Messenger RNA from Lindgomyces ingoldianus, 433 nucleotides. RefSeq lists its product as uncharacterized. The transcript has a single exon. NCBI's taxonomy places the organism in Eukaryota, Fungi, Ascomycota, Dothideomycetes, Pleosporales, Lindgomycetaceae. The record is from RefSeq and is a predicted model, not a curated record. The coding region runs from base 47 to 358 and encodes 103 amino acids.